Molecule: messenger RNA, 1512 nt
Organism: Prosopis cineraria
Lineage: Eukaryota; Viridiplantae; Streptophyta; Magnoliopsida; Fabales; Fabaceae
Product: probable transcription factor At1g61730
Exons: 1
Coding region: 58-1257 (399 amino acids)
Biological process (GO): regulation of DNA-templated transcription
Cellular component (GO): nucleus
Source: RefSeq, a predicted model, not a curated record
AGGAGGCCGAAAGACAGGGUUAGCCACUUAGCCUAGCUUCUGAAACCCUAAUCCUCAAUGGCGCCGAAACGUGCUUCUCCUUUGGACGAACCGCCCUCAGCUUCUUCCUCAUCCGAAGAAGAGGAAGCUUCAUCCGAAGUUGGAUCUUCAUCUGAAGAUGACGAUCAACCUUCAAAACUUACACAACCUCUUUCCGCUGAAAAGAAGCCCACUUCCAAAAAGCCUCCACCUGCUGCCCCAAUCGCAAAAUCUCAGCCAAAAGCUUCGGUUUCGGAUUCUGAGACUGAAUCUGAUGCCGAAUCUGACUCCGAUGAUGAGCGCCCCAGUGAGAAUGCGGAUCUGAUUGUCAAACCCAUUGCCUCCAAGCCCAAAGGAGAGACGCCUAAAGGAAAGAAGUCAAAAUCUCAGCCAUCCGUUACGCCGGCCAAAGCAGCUAACAAGCGACCAAGUGAUAACAAUCGACCGGCCACUGACUCAAAAAAGGCAAAGAAGGGAAAGGAUGCUGGUGGAAACGAUGAGAUCUUGGCGGCGGAGGAGGAUGGGAGAAAGGCCGGAGAUGAGUCCAAGAAGCUGUUUCAGAGGCUUUGGAGCGAGGACGACGAGAUUGCGAUCCUCAUGGGUUUAGCGGAAUAUGCAGCCAAGACAGGAGAAGCCCCGCUUAAGGAUAUUAAUGGAUUUCACGAUUUCAUAAAGAAGUCGGUACAUGUUGAUGUAUCAAAUGAACAAUUGGCUAAUAAGAUUAGGACAUUGAAGAGAAAGUACGUGAAAAAUUCCCAAAAAGGUAAGAAUGGUGAAGGCCCCAGUUUCUCCAAACCAUACGACAAGAAAGUCUUUGAAUUGUCUAAGAAGAUCUGGCCUGAUGAAGGAGCCAAUGGAGGGAUAGACCUUACAAAGUCAAAUGGGAAAGAGAAGAAAAAUAAGAAGGAAGGUAACAGUGUCGUGGCUUCUCGGAAACGAGAGCCUGAUCUGGUUUCAGAUUCGAAGGAAGUUCGAAAGAUAGACAUUGAUCCGCAUGCAGGUUCGCCGCUGAGUUUAAGUGAAAUGAUUAGGUUUAACAAAAGUCUGGGCCUGUCAGGGUUGGAUGAUGAUGUUAUUAAGAGGGGAUAUGAAUUGAUUGGAGCAUCCAAGAAGGCAGAGUUGGAUGACAGGUGGAAGAAACUGCAAAUUGCAGAGUUGGAGCUGUUUGUGAAACGAGUUGAGCUUGUCAAGGAUGAGGCUAGUUUGAUAUGGGAGGCAACCAAAUCUUCAGGCAAUUAGGAUUGUGUUACUGUUAGGUAUAUCAUAUGUUUUAUUGGCGAGCUUUGUAAUUUUUUGGGCUGACAUGUGGUUGCUUUAUGUUGUAUUGUUAAAUUAUUGUUUGCUGGUACAAAAGAGGAAGAUUAGAACUAGUGAUCCUUUACUGAAGCUCGCAUCUGGGACACCCACCGGAGGCUAGCUCUGUUGGUUAGCUGUUAUGUCAAUUAAAUCAAGUUAUGAAAAUAUGUAGGUGAAUUUUUUUUUUUCUUUUCAAAA